This is a messenger RNA of Macrosteles quadrilineatus (aster leafhopper), 2947 nucleotides long. It is a transcript of the gene Calx, whose product is annotated as sodium/calcium exchanger 1. Gene Ontology annotation, molecular function: calcium:sodium antiporter activity. Gene Ontology annotation, biological process: calcium ion import across plasma membrane; cell communication; sodium ion transmembrane transport. The record is from RefSeq and is a predicted model, not a curated record. Gene Ontology annotation, cellular component: axon; sarcolemma; postsynapse. Lineage: Eukaryota; Metazoa; Arthropoda; Insecta; Hemiptera; Cicadellidae. The transcript is spliced from 9 exons. The coding region runs from base 108 to 2780 and encodes 890 amino acids.
GGAGGUGGCGGCGGCGCAUGCGGACAAGUGCUGGGGGCGGCAGCAUCCAGACGCGUCAGUUUCGCGCCACCAGUGCGGCCGUCCAGUCAUGACGUCGAGUUGACGAGAUGUUCCUCUUGCUUCUGCUGCCCGUCCUCCCGACGGUCCUCGCUGCUGAGGACAACGACACUAUCGUGUGCCAGGACGGGCUCCUUCUUCCGGUAUGGCUUCCACAAGACAACCUCACUGCGGGCGAUCGUGUCGCUCGUGGGAUGGUCUACUUCAUCGCUCUGAUGUAUCUGUUUCUCGGGGUUUCCAUUAUUUCGGACAGGUUCAUGUCGGCCAUAGAAGUGAUUACCUCUCAAGAACGCGAAGUGACUGUGGCCAAGAAAGGCGGCGUCGAGCAAAAGAUCGUCGUCCGAGUGUGGAAUGAAACUGUCGCGAAUUUGACAUUGAUGGCCUUAGGGUCGUCCGCCCCCGAGAUUCUCCUUUCCAUUAUAGAAAUAUACGCCAAGAGCUUCCAGGCCGGUGAUCUCGGUCCCGGAACUAUUGUCGGUUCUGCUGCAUAUAAUCUAUUCGUUAUUAUCGCUCUAUGUAUUUCCGUCAUUCCUAAUGGUGAAACUAGAAAAAUUAAGCAUCUAAAUGUGUUUUUUGUGACGGCCACGUGGUCCGUGUUCGCGUACGUGUGGUUGUAUGUUAUCCUUGCAGUGAUAUCCCCGGGAAAGGUUGAGGUAUGGGAAGGCAUACUCACUUUCUCGUUCUUCCCCAUGACAGUAGGCACAGCUUAUAUUGCCGAUAGACGCAUCGCUUUGCACAAAAUACCCUUUAAGAAGUUCCGUCUCAACAGGAAUCGAGUAAUUGUGGCAGCGGAGAGUGCCGAUAUCGAAAUGGACAAGGAGCCAGAAGUGGAGCUUCUCGACGACACCUUGGAGCAAGCUAGAAAAGACUACUCCAACGUCCUGCGAGAGUUGAGGAAACAGUUCCCGCAAAAACCGAUUGCAGAGCUGGAGAUCUUAGCGAAGGAGCAGAUUGAUAACAGCGGCCCAAAGUCUCGAGCAUACUACCGUGUGAUGGCGACUCGCAGUAUGACUGGUGGCAGCAUGGGUCGGGCUAGGGCAAACUCUAUCUCCGCUGCUAGGAGACCGUCUUCUACCACCGAUGACGUCACCAAAUUCUACUUCGACCCCGCCACAUACACCGUCCUGGAGAACAUCGGGACCUUUGAGAUAACUGUGGUACGAGAGGGCCGUGAAGUAAACUGCCCCGUCAUCCUAGAGUACCGCACUGAGGACGGAACAGCAACGGCGGGCACGGACUACGUGGGGGCCUCGGGCACUUUGGUCUUCAAACCCGGUGACACUCAGCAGACCAUCAACCUGCAGAUUAUCGAUGAUGACCUCUUUGAGGAAGACGAACACUUCUUCGUCCACUUGACCGAUCUCAAGGUCCAGGGUCAAGCGACUCACUCUGUCAAACUGGUCGCUCCGAAGAUAGCCAAAGUUCUCAUCCUCGACGAUGAUCACUCGGGCGUCUUCUCGUUCCCGGAAGCGACAAUUGACGUUCCGGAGUCCGAGGGUAUGUACGAGUUACCGGUCGAGCGAAGUAGUGGUGCACGAGGAAAGAUAAGAGUUCCCUACAGAACCGAAGAUGGAACUGGCAAAGCGGGUAAAGACUACGUGGAGACUCAUGGAUAUGUUAUCUUUGAAGACAACGAAACCAGGCGGACCAUUCCUAUCGGCAUUGUACCCGAGCACUGCUACGAGCGGAACGUUUCUCUUUACGUUGAAUUGGGGGAGCCAGAAGAAGUUGUGGAGACUGAACGGUCGACUAGAUCACCCUCCGCCAGUGUGAUCGCUGCCAACGCUGUCCACUCCUAUCUCUAUGGCUCCUAUGGAAGUCUUGGUCACAAAGACAACCAAGUGCCAAAUAACAUUAACCACAAGCGAGAGGAGGAGAUGACCUCUGAGGAGAAGAUUGCUAUGGAGGGCAGGCCAAAGCUAGGAGCGAUAGCCAGGGUGCAGAUCAACAUUAGGGAAAGCGACGAGUUCAAGAACACGGUGGACAAGUUGGUCCAGAAGCGAGGAGCCUCCGCCAUCUCCGUAUCAACGUCUUCCUGGGGCGAACAGUUCGCUGAGGCCAUUCGGGUCAAUCCUGAGCCGCCAGAAGGCGAGGAGGACGGUCUGCCAGAGACCACGGGCUGUGGAGGAUACCUUAUACAUUUCCUCACGAUCUUCUGGAAAAUCUUGUUUGCAUUUGUACCGCCAGCUGAUAUGUGUUCCGGAUACUUGUGUUUUGUGUUCUCCAUAUUUUGGAUUGGAGUGCUGACUGCCGUGAUCGGCGACCUGGCAUCUCACUUUGGAUGCACGGUGGGUCUGCAAGACGCUGUGACGGCCAUCACAUUCGUGGCUCUUGGGACCAGCGUGCCUGACACGUUCGCCAGCAAGGUGGCCGCCAUACAAGACGCGACUGCUGACAACUCCAUAGGCAAUGUGACUGGCAGCAACGCUGUCAACGUAUUCCUGGGCAUUGGAGUGGCUUGGUCCAUCGCGGCCAUCUAUCACGCAAUGCAUGGCAACGUGUUCAUCGUGCCCCCGGGAAAUCUGGGGUUCUCGGUUAUGCUGUUCUGCACAGAAGCCUUGUUCGCCAUCGCAGUUCUAAUGAUACGGCGCAGCAAGUACGUCGGAGGCGAGCUGGGAGGCCCAACCACCAUCAAAUACAUCACCAGCGCAUUCAUGUUCAGCCUCUGGCUCUUCUACAUCACCAUGUCGACCUUGGAGGCGUACGGAAUGCUUUCCUUUUAAAGACAUUGACUUUUGUUAUCUUUAAGUAUUACUUUUUAUAAAUACCUUCCUCAUAAAGUUGCGAUUCCGUGUUUCGGAGAGUGAUAUAAGUACCUAUAGUUUAUUUAAGACCCAUCCUAUUACUUGUAAAGAGAUAUUAAACAUUGUUAAUUAAAUUUACUUUUUAA